Aspergillus novofumigatus IBT 16806 is the source of this 1722-nucleotide messenger RNA. RefSeq lists its product as uncharacterized. The annotation marks the transcript as partial. The record is from RefSeq and is a predicted model, not a curated record. Lineage: Eukaryota; Fungi; Ascomycota; Eurotiomycetes; Eurotiales; Aspergillaceae. Gene Ontology annotation, cellular component: mitochondrion. The transcript has 6 exons.
AAUGUUUCGAAGAGGCUUCAGCACCGUCUCUUAUCUAGAGAAACGCCAAUCUGGACGGCCUCAUAUGACCCCGCCAAUAUGGAGACGUUUGGGACAAGGACAAGAUGAGGUGCCAAUUGAAGAAGCUGAUCUCUACAAAUAUCAACGAUACCGAUGGCUGAGCCGGGAAGCUGAGAAGCUCGCAGCGCGAUAUCGUAAAUUCAACCUGCCUGCCCUUUUGGACGCUGCCGUCAACGUGACCGGCCUUAAGGAUGCGCAAUGUACCAAGAUUCUCAAAUGCGUGGAAGGGCAAUACAACAAGGCGCUUGUCCUGACUAUGAGUACUGGCCAAGAGAUAGUUGCCAGAAUGCCAAACCCAAAUGCGGGACCAUCUUUUUACACAACUGCCUCCGAGGUAGCUACACGUCAAUUUCUCCAAGACCGCUUAGGGAUUCCGAUUCCCCGGAUUUAUGCGUGGUCAGCAGAAGUGUCAAAUGCAGUAGGGGCUGAGUAUAUCCUUGAAGAAAAGGCAACAGGGCAGCCCUUGGGACACCUCUGGGAUGAAUUGCCCUCAUCAUCACGGUUGGACAUUGUCAAACAGAUCGUUGAUAUAGAGAAAAAGCUCACUUUAAUUACGUUCCCCAAGCACGGAUGCAUAUACUAUCAGUCAGAUCUUGAAUCGCGACAGCCUAUGUCUUCUUUUACUUUGCUGGACCAAUAUCCUGGUUUGCCACAACUUGCUAUUGGCGCUCUUACUCACCCAAAGUAUUGGCAGGGUAAAAGGGCAUUGAUGGAACUAGAUAGGGGUCCAUGGAACAGCAUUGCGGAUUAUGCUAUAGCGAUUGGGAAGAAUGAGAUACAAUGGGCAGAGGAGCACGCGCAACCGAGAAUGAAUUUCCAACGGUCAAUAAAAGAGCCCGAAACCCCUGGUAAUUACAUAUCGGUGCUUCAGCAAUAUACUACGCUUGCUCCUUUUCUAGUCCCACCAUCAGGGGACAGCAAGCGAACCAUUACACUCUCACACCCUGACUUUCAUCUCGACAAUAUCUUUAUUGAUCCACGAACGAACCAGAUCACAUCCAUCAUCGACUGGCAGCAUGCUUCUGCGUCACCCAUUUUCUUACAGAGACGGUUUCCGCAGAUGCUUGUACUGCCACGGAACCCUCAAGCUGAGCGUCAGGUAACUGAGAAGCAACUUCUCAAUUUGUACUUUGAGAUGCUGAAGAGUACAAAUCUCCUCCGCUGGAAAGUACUUAGUGAACUGUUGCACACUAUCAGGACGGACCCCAUUUCCCUAGUUCCUUGCUGCUGGGAUUGGGAGGGCAUCUUCUCCCUACGCAACGCAAUGAUCGCAGCUAUUGCUCGUUGGGAUGAUAUAAGCGAUGGUCACACCAAAUGUCCGAUUGAAUUUACAGAGAAGGAACUGGAACAGCACCUAAAUGAGAUGGAGCUAAUCGAAGGGGUGUCUAUGAUUAUUCACCGGCUACAUGACAGCGGGCUUAUCUCUCUAGGUGGAAUGGUUGCUCCGGAGCGAUAUGAAGAUGCCAGGAAAUGGAAUGAGUAUUUCAAGCGGGAGUUUAUUGAUCUCGCUGAAGAUGAGAAACAAAGAGAGCUGCAUGAGAAAGUCUGGCCGUACUAGUGAGAAAGUACCCAGAAGGUUGAUACCAAUGGAUUCAACCACACGUCCUAAGGUUCCUUGAUACUCUUAGUUUAUUCUGCUGCGGUAACCUAUAUGUAGAACCC